AUGACGCUGGAAUCUAGAAAACCAGCACGUGUCCAGAUUCUUCUUACUGGAUCCCAGUAUCACGCACACGACUGUGUAGACGUUGUCAUACAAGGAACCAAAAAAGAUGUCAUCCCAGUGCUUGACUACUUGGAUCCAGAAAAUUUAAUUGCAAAUGAACACACUAAGCAAUUGCAUAAUAAAAACUGGAUUCCAGUGUCAAGCACUGGAAUGACAAAUACUCCGAGUUUUGCAGUGCUUGACCACCCCAACCCUCAAGAAAUAUACAGCGAAAUAGUCAGCAGGUUUUAUCAAUUCAAACAGCCUAAGUAUGUUGCUGCUGUAACGGGUACGAAUGGUAAGACUUCAGUAGUAGAAUUUUGCCGUCAGAUCUGGCAGAAUGCUGGCUAUAAUGCUGCGUCUAUUGGAACACUUGGAACAUGCAUCAAUAAUGGUAGAAAAGGUAAUAGCAACAGUCUUACAACUCCAGAUGCGGAUGACCUUUACGCAACAUUACGUGAUGUAAGUAAUAAAAACGUAGAGCACUUAGCAUUGGAGGCUUCAAGUCAUGGGAUUGAUCAAUACAGAAUCCAUGGAUUAAAGUUGAGUGCUGCAGCUUUUACUAAUUUCUCGCAAGAUCAUUUAGAUUACCAUAAAAAUCUUGGUGAAUAUUUAGAAACUAAAAAAAGGUUGUUUUACGAGGUAUUACCAGAAGGAAAAACAGCGAUUUUAAAUGCGGUUAUAGGUGAAUACGGCGCAUUGCUUAAAAUAGCUGAAAAACGUAGCAACAAAGUUAUCACCUAUGGGAAAAAAGACUCUGAUAUUACUUUGUUAAAGCAAACACCAGCACCAAACGGUCAACAUCUUACAAUUAAAAUUGGCGAUGAAAUUUAUGACAUGUUUUUUCCGGUUCUGGGGCAAUUCCAAGCAUAUAAUCUAUUGUGUGCAAUGGGUAUAGUUACCUCGUCUGGACUGAAUUACAGGGAAAUAUGCGUAGAAAAACUCGUUUCUCCACCAGGAAGAAUGGAAAAAGUGAAACCUUUUGCAUUUGUGGAUUACGCUCAUACUCCAAGUGCGCUUAAACAAGCCCUAUUGUCUUUAAAAUGGCACUUCAAUAAAAAAAUAAUUCUAGUUUUUGGUUGUGGUGGCAAUCGUGAUCAAACAAAACGCGCAGAAAUGGGUAGAGUAGCACAAAUGUAUGCAGACAGAGUGAUAAUCACGGAUGACAAUCUGCGUGAUGAGAAUCCUGCAGAAAUUCGUCGUGGUAUUUUACUACAUUGCCCUGAUGCGCUAGAGAUAGAAGAUAGAAGAGAAGCUAUAGAGAAAGGAGUAGAUAUUGCCUAUAACGAGGGUAUGAUUCUGCUAGUUGCAGGAAAGGGGCACGAAAGAUUUCAAAUCAUAGGGAAUCAAACCUUUGAGUUUAGUGAUGUUGAGGUUAUUAAAAAUCACGUUUUAACAUGCUGA
Messenger RNA from Vollenhovia emeryi, 1443 nucleotides. RefSeq lists its product as uncharacterized. Lineage: Eukaryota; Metazoa; Arthropoda; Insecta; Hymenoptera; Formicidae. The coding region runs from base 1 to 1443 and encodes 480 amino acids. Gene Ontology annotation, biological process: regulation of cell shape; biosynthetic process; cell division. The record is from RefSeq and is a predicted model, not a curated record. The transcript has a single exon. Gene Ontology annotation, cellular component: cytoplasm. Gene Ontology annotation, molecular function: ATP binding; acid-amino acid ligase activity.